Molecule: messenger RNA, 474 nt
Organism: Microthlaspi erraticum
Lineage: Eukaryota; Viridiplantae; Streptophyta; Magnoliopsida; Brassicales; Brassicaceae
Source: the annotation of a GenBank genome assembly
AUGGUCUGGGCUUUGUCCAGCUGUAUCCAGUUAUUCCGAGGAUCUAACCCGAUGGAAAACCCGACUAUCCCCUCCAGGGCCCCAACGGAAGGGAUGUUAAAUCCGUUGUGGCCAAGUGGUUUCGAACCCUGGUCCGUAUUGGGACUUACCUCCCUCAAGUACACUGGGAUACGACCACUUGAUCAGAGAGAGGAGAUUAGUGUUGUGAAAAAGAAGAACUUCGGGAAGGAGAAAAAGGAUUCAGCGUAUGUUGCUGCAGAGAUUGAGGAUAAGCGUGGAGCUAAGGUCAAUGGGAAUUUGAAGAAAUGUGUAUGUAUCGCAUAUGAAACUCUACGGGCUUCAGACAAAGAGUUAUUCAAGUAUAGAAGUGACUCCAAGGUAGAAAUUGGAGUAUCUAGCCACAAUCUGGAGGAAGGAGAUGAAGUUGAAGUUGGAGAAUCAUAUGAAAUUGGGGUUUUUUCAAUGAAGAGGUGA